AUGAUGCAGAAUCAUCAAAAAAACAACAACAGUAACAAGAUCGGGGCUGACUCGCUUUUCUACAUUCAUGCUUCAGAUUAUCCCAAACAAAUGCUAGUGACUGAUGCCCUCACAGACAUCAAUUAUGUUAAUUGGGUUCAGGAGAUGAGAAACUUCUUGUUCGCCAAAAACAAGAUAGGUUUUGUUGACAAGACUAUUGUAAAGUCGACGGGAAGUUCCACUAAUUUCAUGCCUUGGAUGAGAUGUGAUGCCAUGGUGAAGGGAUGGUUGAUGACAGCAAUAGAGAAAAAUAUACGGUCAAGUGUCAAAUAUGCCAACACCGUUGCAGAGAUCUGGGCUGAUCUUGAAGAAAUGUUCGGAAGAGAGAGCGCACCAUGUGCUUACGAGUUGAAAUAG
This is a messenger RNA of Lactuca sativa (garden lettuce), 396 nucleotides long. RefSeq lists its product as uncharacterized. Lineage: Eukaryota; Viridiplantae; Streptophyta; Magnoliopsida; Asterales; Asteraceae. The record is from RefSeq and is a predicted model, not a curated record.